Salvelinus fontinalis (brook trout) is the source of this 7756-nucleotide messenger RNA. RefSeq names its product SNF-related serine/threonine-protein kinase-like. Gene Ontology annotation, biological process: protein phosphorylation; microtubule cytoskeleton organization; intracellular signal transduction. The transcript has 6 exons. Gene Ontology annotation, molecular function: ATP binding; protein serine/threonine kinase activity; tau-protein kinase activity. Bases 733 to 3024 code for a protein of 763 amino acids. Gene Ontology annotation, cellular component: cytoplasm. The record is from RefSeq and is a predicted model, not a curated record. Lineage: Eukaryota; Metazoa; Chordata; Actinopteri; Salmoniformes; Salmonidae.
AAGAAUGUAUUCUUUCUCCCCAUUGUGCUCCUUCAUCUCCUCUGCCUACCAAAUUAUAGACACGCUGGCUGUUCAAUUGCAUAGGCCAUAAUAGUUUUCUGCUCUCUCUACUUCAGAACAGACAUUUUCCUCUAGGCCUUUCCUCCUGCCUCAGCCCUAGCGCGCCAUAGGAGAGAACAUCCGCCGAAUAAGACCGGAGAGUGAGCCCUAGCGCGCCAUAGGAGAGAACAUCCGCCGAAUAAGACCGGAGCUGGAAUGCUUUGACGUCAGUAGCAGGCCAACCCAGGCCAGCGCUCAGAGCCGAACAGACGGAGGUGAAUGCGCGAAUAGGCGAGCCUACUGCAGAGAGAGACACACUCACAUCGAGCAUCCCUGUUGCCUCGUCCUUUGCGGAGAUAUCGGGGCACGCAAAAACUACGCACCUGGCACAGUCAAUACAACAGGGGGAGGGGAAAAUAUUGUGUAAUAGCGUUAUUAAGAUUUUAACACAUCAAGAAGGCUAGUAUUAUUGGUAUAGAAAGAAGUGCAUUGCUGUUUACAGUGGUGGGUCGCUCCACUAGCCUCAAGGAUAACGCAUGAUAACGCACGCUAACAAUGGUAAUGCAUCAGUAGAGAGAGCCUCCAGCCCAACCCUCCCUCUCUUCAUACCGAGACCACUCAUCCAGACUGAGACUGUCUCCAGCACCAACACACCACUCCCCUCACCCCGCCCUUGCCCCGCCCCACCCAGACAUGGCUACUUCUAAGAGUGGCUACAAGGGCAAGAUCGCCGGCCUCUACGACCUGGAUCGCACGCUGGGGAAAGGACACUUCGCCGUGGUCAAGCUGGCCCGCCACGUCUUCACAGGCCAGCUGGUGGCGGUCAAGGUGAUUGACAAGACCAAGUUGGACACCAUAGCGACGGGCCACCUGCUGCAGGAGGUGCGCUGUAUGAAGCUGGUGCAGCACCCCAACGUGGUGCGGCUCUACGAGGUCAUUGACACCGCCACCAAGCUCUACCUCAUCCUGGAGCUGGGCGAUGGAGGGGACAUGUAUGACUAUAUCCUGCGCCACGAGGGUGGAGUGGCCGAGGACACUGCUAAAGUUCACUUCGCCCAGAUCGUCCAGUCCAUCUCCUACUGCCACCGGCUCCAUGUGGUGCACCGAGACCUCAAGCCAGAGAAUGUGGUAUUCUUCAGGCAGCAGGGAACAGUCAAGCUGACCGACUUCGGCUUCAGCAACCUAUUCAAGCCCGGGACCAUGCUGAUGACCAGCUGUGGUUCGCUGGCUUACUCCGCCCCAGAGAUCCUGCUGGGGGAUGAGUAUGACGCUCCGGCUGUAGAUAUUUGGUCACUGGGGGUGAUCCUCUUCAUGCUGGUGUGUGGACAGCCGCCUUUCCAGGAGACCAAUGACAGUGAGACGCUCACCAUGAUUAUGGACUGUCGCUACACCGUCCCCGCCCAUGUCUCCGCAGACUGUAAAGAUUUGAUCUCCCGUAUGCUGCAGAGGGACCCGUCUAGCCGUGCCUCCCUGGAGGAGAUCGAGAACCACUCCUGGCUGCAGGGGGUCAACCCCUCCCCCACAGGGCACAGUGCCGCCCCCCUCACCUCCCACCACAGCCUGUCCCAGGAGGAACAUGAGAUCAUCCUCCAAGCCAUGAUCAGCGGCAACAUCGCUUACCGCGAUGCCAUCCAACAGGCUCUAGAAGCGGAUCAAUACAACCACAUCACAGCCACGUAUUACCUGCUGGGGGAGCGCAUCCUGAGAGACAAGCAGGAGCAGCCCAGCGAGAUCCCGAAAGUCGACAGUUCAUGGGCCGAGCCAUCACAACUCCAGAGGCCGCGGUCUGAGCCUCUGGAUCUGGAGCAGAGGGGGCUCCAUGGCCUGCUGGCUGGCUGUCCCCGCCGAGGGGUGUCUGAUGCUGGGGACUUCCUGACCCACAGGCCCCUGCUGCUUCAGCCACAGCCAAGUCGCACAGAGAGCCCCUUCCCUGAGUACAGCACAGAGCCCUGCCUGGGGCUCACCCUGCGCCCUUCACCCCCUGACGAACCGCCACAGGUCAAGAGCCUGGGAGCCCUGCAGCUCAUCUGUGAAGAGGAAGAGGAGGAGGAAGAUGAGGUGGAAGAGACAGGCAAACCACAUGUUGGACUUCAUAAUAUUCAAACACUGCCUCAUAUAAUAGGCUUUGUAUCAACCUCUGUGUCUACAGAACAGUCUAGUCCCAUGCUCACAGCUCCAGAGGCGCCACAGAGCCCAGUCAGAGUUGUCCCAGGUCAGGGAGAGGAAACAGGCCAGUUGGCCACCUCAGUGGAGGAAACACUGGAGACAGAGAGGGGGGAGUGGGACAGGGAGCUGCAGGCCAGGGUUUCUAGCCACAGCAGAGAGAUGGAGCCUGACCAGGUGGCAGCCAGACAGGAACAGGAACAGGAUACGAUGGAGUCAGGGGAGAAGCCCAUGGAGGAAGGAGACAUGUCAUGUGACCUACUGAGGCUAGGUAGUCAUUUGACUUCAGACCAGCCAAUCAAUGGUAGUUCGAUCAGCCCUCACCCUCCAUACCUGCCUCGCCUCGGGGGGGUGCAGUGUUGUUGUGGGCAACAGGAAACUCCCAGGCCAGACAUCAUAGAAGGGGAAGAUGCUAUUCUUAAAAACAACAACACCACCACAGAGUCCAAGCCUAAGCUCCUGGUGCAGGGUGGGGGGUCCACCCCAGGCGCCUCACCCCGCUCUCUGCCCCAUAACCACUGUGUGGACCUGGGCCCCGACGGGGUGGAGACGACCCGCAAGCUGGGAGGGCCUGGGGGGGACACUCCGGAGGAGCUUCAAUUAGAGAGAUCCCACAAUGCAUCACAGGGUCGCCUUGGGCCCAGGGAGACGGGGACCGACCCUACAUUCAGACUGGAUCCUGGAAAGGGGAAGAAUGUGAACCUGAGAGACCGCCUGCUGCAGUUCCCUCUCUGUGAGAAGGCCCUGUCCUUCAACAUCCAGCCCACCUCCAAGGAGAAACUCCUGCCCUUCGCCCAGUAUAACUGCUGCCAUGUACUGUAGGCAGGGCCACCUGUUAAUAGCCUAUAUUUCCCACAUUACUCACUCUAUCCCCUAGCCAAGUGGUAGGAAUGGGCAUCACUCCAGACACCCUCACACCAGGCCCAGACCCUGUCAAUGUUCCAUCUACUUCAACUUCAACACAAAACACUGGUGCAGACAAUAUGUAGCCUAUCUGAACUAUCAGUCUGCGUCCGACCUAAACUGAAUUAUCAUACUGUGACCUCAGACACGUUCCAGCCAAUUGUAGUUAUACCUGUGUAGCCCCCACCCUGACCUCUUUAUACUUACCGUCUACUGCUGCUUCCUUUGUGAGACAAAAACUGGACCUCAUUGUGCUGCUAUGUACUGGACUAUAGAAAAUGCUUUUUGUGUGGUCUUCUUAGACUGUCACUAUACACAGUAACUUUGUAUUGAUUGCUAUCUUAUUUGCCCUUGUAUCAUAGCUUUUCAUUUUGUACUAGCUUAUCUAGAACUGAGCCCAUUUUAGCAUAUGGUAUGUUGUCACUGAGGCCUGCUAGUACAGUGCUAUAAUUGGAAUGUGUAAGAUGAUGCAUGCUGUAUAGGUGAAAGCUACACUCCAUGCCUCAGGCGCCAUCCUGCGUUAGCUCAGCUAGCGGCCUGAUGGAAGGUGUGAUGAUGCUCUUGACAGUGUAGCUGGAAGCAUGGUAUCGUUUAAUGCUGGGGGUUACUUACAUCAAUGACAUUGUUGGUGCACUAAUGUGGGUGCAUUGUUGAAUCUCAGUGGUACACAGUAGUGUAGAGGAGAUGUGUCGGGCAGCGUUGCUCAUGGUCACGUGAUGAAGUAGCCCCGCUUGCGAACUUCAAAACCAGUGUCUGACCUUGGACAAGGAGGAAUUUCCUCUUGGUCUACUGGUCUAAGACGUUGGUUGCUCCCUAGGGAGACCAGGGAUGAUAUCCUGCAUGUUACAUUGGUGCCCAACGUGAGGCGAUCUCUCGUGGGGGAGGAGGUCAAAGGGGGUGAAUGUAGUGGACUUGUCGGGCUUGGUUGCUCAUGGUCACGUGAUGAGGUAGCCCCGCCUGCAAACUUCAAAAUCAGGGUCUGCGUUCGGACCCGUCGGAGACCAUGGUUCAUAUCACGUGUGUUACAGUAGCAAGGCUUGGGAUCUAACCUGACUAUAAGAGCAACACCCAGGGAGAGAAAACAUUUUGGACAGAGUUUCAUAAUGGAGACUUAAAAAAUAAAGAUAUGAUAUGGUAUCAACUAAGUAAAUGCAGGUCUUCCAGAUUGUUUGUGUAUAUGUACUUUAUCUUUAUUCUUACAAAUGCUAUUGAACUCUUUUAUCAUAACUUUUUUUGUCGUAGAAAAGAGGUGUGUGAUUAUAACUAUUGUUUUGUGUUCUAAAUGUGACAGAAUUAAUCAUGAGUGAUCAUGAGUCUCAUGAGUGCCCAUACGAAGAAAAAAAAGAAAUUUAAAAUAUAUGUUUUGAUAAAUUAUUUAGGAUACAUGUGAAAUUUUUUAAAUUGGCCAAAUAAUAUAUUUUUAUUUAUUGAAUACACUUUAAAUACAUUCCAACAUAAAUUACAGAAUAUAUUUAAAAGGUUUAUAUCAAUGUGUAUAAAAUGUAUAUCACAAUAUAUGUUAAAGUCAUCAGAAAAUGUAUUUAACGUAUUUUAAAAUGCAUUCAGAAAUACAUUAAAGAUGUAUUUUAGAAUAUAUUUUGACAUGUAUUUGGAAGUGUUUUGUUAAAUAUAUUCCACCAUGCAUUUAAAUGUAUUUGUAAGAAAUAUAUUUGUUUAUUAAAAUGUAUGGCAAACAUUAAAAAAAAGCCAAAUCAUAUCGUAACAAAAUGGUGACUGUCUUAAGCUUUAGUAGGCUCUUUGGUAUCACAUGCAGUUAUGUGAGUCUCAUUAAGACUGCAAAACUGUCAGUCUACAAGCUUAACAUUUAAGCACAGAACACAACAUAACACAUUAAGUGUCAUGUCAAUUUGUCACAUGAGAGGUCAAAAAGCACUAAGACUAAGCCACGCCCCAACAAGUCCCACCUCCAUGUCUUCUAAUAGGCUGCCACCAUCACACAAUCUAUUUUGUCAAAAUGCAUUUAUUGUACUUGACACAUACCAAAAGCACUAACAUGCAUAUAAAUGCAUUUAAAUGACAACAAAAAUAACUACAAACAUGAUACAUUAUUGGUCAGUGAAUGUGCAUAUGACAAAUAAACAAACAAACUUGAUGAGAGCAUUGCAACUAAUGUCCAACGGGCAGAAUUUAACGUGUGCUGGGUCGUUCCACAAAAAUAGUGCCUUUUGCGUCCCUUUUAUAUGUUAAUUUGAAAUGAUGCACCACUAUUGAAUUUUAAAAGCCUGUUAUAUGAAAUUAGGUGCCCUUUGAUAUAGACCACAAGGAUAAUUCAAUAAAUCUCAAUUUGAAUAAAGCUUCCAAUCCUCCUGUCACGAGGAUUUAUGGCUGAUGUAACUAGUAGUUACCAGUUGGAGGGCCAUUCAAGUGGAUUUUUCCCAGAUUUGUUAAAUUCCCAAUUGGUUACGAAUGCACCAUAACACCACUAACCAUCCUCUGUAGAGCCGCUAUAAUACCACUAACCAUCCUCUGUAGAGCCGCUAUAACACCACUAACCAUCCUCUGUAGAGCCGCUAUAAUACCACUAACCAUCCUCUGUAGAGCCCCUAUAACACCACUAACCAUCUUCUGUAGAGCCGCUAUAACACCACUAACCAUCCUCUGUAGAGCCGCUAUAAUACCACUAACCAUCCUCUGUAGAGCCGCUAUAACACCACUAACCAUCUUCUGUAGAGCCGCUAUAACACCACUAACCAUCCUCUGUAGAGCCGCUAUAACACCACUAACCAUCCUCUGUAGAGCCGCUAUAACAUCACUAACCAUCCUCUGUAGAACCGCUAUAAUACCACUAACCAUCCUCUGUAGAGCCGCUAUAACACCACUAACCAUCCUCUGUAGAGCCACUAUAACACCACUAACCAUCCUCUGUAGAGCCGCUAUAACACCACUAACCAUCCUCUGUAGAGCCGCUAUAACAUCACUAACCAUCCUCUGUAGAACCGCUAUAAUACCACUAACCAUCCUCUGUAGAGCCGCUAUAACACCACUAACCAUCCUCUGUAGAGCCACUAUAACACCAAUAACCAUCCUCUGUCGAGCCCCUAUAACACCACUAACCAUCCUCUGUAGAGCCCCUAUAACACCACUAACCAUCCUCUGUAGAGCCGCUAUAAUACCACUAACCAUCCUCUGCAGAGCUGCUAUAAUACCACUAACCAUCCUCUGUGGAGCCGCUAUAACACCAACAACCAUCCUCUGUAGAGCCGCUAUACACCAAUAACCAUCCUCUGUAGAGCCCCUAUAACACCACUAACCAUCCUCUGUAGAGCCCCUAUAACACCACUAACCAUCCUCUGUAGAGCCGCUAUAAUACCACUAACCAUCCUCUGUAGAGCCGCUAUAAUACCACUAACCAUCCUCUGUAGAGCCGCUAUAACACCAAUAACCAUCCUCUGUAGAGCCCCUAUAACACCACUAACCAUCCUCUGUCGAGCCCCUAUAACACCACUAACCAUCCUCUGUAGAGCCGCUAUAAUACCACUAACCAUCCUCUGUAGAGCCGCUAUAAUACCACUCAUUGGAAGCACAAGACCUAUACCUACACUUUGACAUAUUGUGGAGCGUUGUAUGAUGUAUCGUUUUUGUUUGAAUUGAUAAAACAUUUUAUAAUAAUAAAAACAGCCUAGUGCCCAAUGUUUUUAUUAUUUAAUUAAGCUGAAGAGAGGCACUUACUAAUAGUCUGUUUGUUUGUUUUUUAUGGGGAAAACAUAUUUUUUAUGAAGUUGAACAUGUGCUCUUUAUGACAGAAUGUAAUAAUUAGGUAAAAUCAAAUGUUUUUUUUGUACUCACCAUCACAAUUUAAAUUAUAUCACUGCCAAAGUUUUGGCUUUGUGGCCCAACAUUAUUUCUCUGUUGAUCAAUACAAAAUAGCAAAUUAAGAUGUCAUAGCCAUGUGUUUCUGGAAUAUUGUCAGGCAUUACAUGCAUUUUAGUAAAGAUGCAAAUGUAUCUACAUGUAUUUGAAAUAGAUUUUAUUUUACGUUAAAUAUAUUGAAAUGUAUUUUUUUCGUAUGGGUGAGGAUACCUGUAAAAUGUUGUUGGAUUUGCUGUGUGAUUUGUGUAUACAUUUUGUCUGUCUAGUGUUUUCUGAGAGAACGUACUGCUACUACUGUAAGAGAUACAGCUUGAUCAAAUUAGAAAUCCUACUCUAGUCUAGAUGGGAACUAGCUAUUAUGCAAGGAACAAAUGUUAUUGGAGAGUGUUACAGUACGAGUGUCUUCAGAAAGCUGUGUUCUUUCCCAUCAGUGGAAUGCCCAGAGGAACCAUGGAAGAGUGGUACACGGAAAUCCCAUGCUACUGAAUAAGAGCAGAAUGAAUGGCGUAGUCUCAGCCCCCUCGUUGUGGAAGAGAAGAGUGUAGGGAUGGACACAGAGCACUAACCUCAGCUGGCACAAAUAUGAUAUGAACACUCCAACUCCACCUCCCCUGUCUUCUUUCCUCUUCUGUCAUUGGACGGGGGUGGGCCUCGGAUUCCACCAACCGGCUGUCUCGUCCUCCUCCACACCUGACCUGGAGACAGCUGACUGAGGUGUGUCCAUCUGUCUGUCGGCCCAUUGACCCUGAUUUAAAAUAUGACUAUGUCUCGAUGAGAUUAAUUUAUUUUUGUAUUUAUUUAUUAAAGUGGAUUAAACCAG